Messenger RNA from Knipowitschia caucasica, 846 nucleotides. Lineage: Eukaryota; Metazoa; Chordata; Actinopteri; Gobiiformes; Gobiidae. The record is from the annotation of a GenBank genome assembly.
AUGGAUGAAGAGGAGCAUUUUGUGAACAUCGACCUGAACGACGACGACAAUAUUUGUAGUGUUUGUAAGCUGGACACAGACACUGGGACAUUAUCGUUUUGCCAUAUCUGCUUUGAACUCAGUAUGGAAGGUGUUUCGGCUGUUACCCUGCUGCACUCUAAAUCUCUUCGUGGCCACAGAGACUGCUUUGAGAAAUGUCACCUCAUCGCCAAUCAGAACUUGUCCCGUUCCAAGGAGUCCCGAAGUGCCUACGAGGGCAUGAAGCUCGCCCUCAGCCAAAAACUGAAUCGUAUCAUCCAGUAUGCCCAGAACAAAGACCCCAAUGCCCCCAGCAGAAGAGGGGCUAAACUCUUUGGUUACAGUCAGCAUGACGACUGCAAGCUGCUGCCACAGACGGACGCACAGGUGCCCCGCUACGCUCCUCACUGGGACAGCAGGAAAGCCACUGGGCUGCCCGAUUACACCAUGGGCAUGCUGGACACUGUGGAGGAGCUGAGCUUGUUGCAGGAGGCAGAGACUGCGGUCUGGUCCAGCAGCAGAAAUGGACUUCAUAGUAAUGCACCAUGUGGAGGCGGAGCACAGCACAGACAUCACGGCUACAGCAGAGAUGAAUUGACAAAAUUGAGUGUGGAUGAGCUUCACCAGCUGAAUGACCAACUCCUGCUACAAAUUCAAAAGAUCUUUGAAGAGCUGACGGAGGUAGUCAAGGAGAAGGACUCGCUAGCCUCAGAGUUGCAUGUGCGCCAUAUUGCCAUUGAACAGCUGUUUAAGAACUGUGCCAAGCUGCCCUGGCUGCACAUUAGCAGGGCUGGGGUGAAGGCCAGCAGUGCAGCUCCUGGAGAGUGA